AUGGCGACCGACGUACACAAGACCGAUGCGAAAGGUGACACCAAGGUUCCUGCGCCAGCUCCUAACGCGGGCCUGGUCAGGAAACCAAGCGAUCCUCAUCCGGCCGGUCGCGUCAAGCACAGCCUGUUGAUGCAGGUACUGCGAGGCUUCUCAUUCGGCGUCUACUUUGCUGCUUGCUGUCUUGCCAUCAUCACCACGCAGAUUCUAGGCGUUCCGCUUUAUUGGGCGAAUCGCGACAUGUUCUACUCCUACAUGGCGCUAACGAAGCAGUCCUUUGGCCUCACUAUUACCGCCAUGACGCACAUUUGGAGCAGUACUACGAUCAGGAUUAGCGGCGAUGCGUCGAUGAACGGUCAGAUCCAAAAGACGGCAGACGGCAGGGUUCAGUUCAACUUCCCGGAGCGAGUGGUGCUUGUCGCAAACCACCAGAUCUACACCGACUGGCUCUACCUCUGGUGGGUAGCCUACGCAAACUCGCCGAGCAUGCACGGACAUAUCUACAUCAUUCUCAAGGAAUCGCUCAGGUACAUCCCCGGGGUCGGCGCCGGCAUGAUGUUCUACGGCUUCAUCUUCAUGUCGCGCAAGAUGUCGACCGACCAGCCGCGACUUGCGCACCGGCUUCAGAAGCUGAAGAAGCAACACGUCGGAACCAACGGGAACAAGUACCUCGAUCCCAUGUGGCUCCUGCUGUUCCCCGAGGGAACGAAUCUGUCUACCAACGGCCGCAGGAAAUCGGCAGCAUGGGCCAAGAAGAACGAUCUCAAGGACCCUGAACACGUGCUUCUCCCACGAAGCACAGGUACCUUUUUCUGCCUGAACGAGCUGAAGGGUUCACUCGACUACAUCUACGACUGUACAGUUGCGUAUGAAGGAGUCCCCCGUGGCAAGUUUGGCGACCAGUUCUUCACUCUCACUAGCACCUACUUCCAAGGCCGUCCUCCAAAGUCGGUCAAUCUUCACUGGCGCCGCUUCCGCCUUGCCGAUAUUCCUCUGGACGACGCCAAAGAUUUUGACACUUGGCUCCGCGAGCGGUGGUACGAGAAGGAUGCUAUAAUGGAGGAGUAUCUGUCGACCGGACGGUUCCCCGCAAGCCAAGAUAUCAAAGGCGGCUUCCUCGAGACCGAAGUCCGCCUGAAGAGUUGGAUCGAGCUCGGGCAGAUCUUCGUUGUGGUCGGCAUCGCCGGCCUCAUCUUCCGCAUGGUCGUCAACUCCAUCACUAGAUUCGCUUCGGUUCUCUAG
This is a messenger RNA of Colletotrichum phormii, 1239 nucleotides long. RefSeq names its product acyltransferase. Gene Ontology annotation, molecular function: acyltransferase activity. Bases 1 to 1239 code for a protein of 412 amino acids. Lineage: Eukaryota; Fungi; Ascomycota; Sordariomycetes; Glomerellales; Glomerellaceae. The record is from RefSeq and is a predicted model, not a curated record. Gene Ontology annotation, biological process: phosphatidylinositol acyl-chain remodeling. The transcript is spliced from 4 exons. Gene Ontology annotation, cellular component: endomembrane system; endoplasmic reticulum.